AUGGUUGAGCACUUCUUGGGAACCUGGAAGCUGGUCUCCAGUGAAAACUUUGAAGACUACAUGAAAGAACUGGGAGUGAGCUUGGCAGCCCGGAAUGUGGCUGGGCUAGCAAAGCCAAGCGUCAGCAUCAGUUUUGAUGGAGAGGCAGUGACUAUCAAAACAGAGAGUUCUUUUAAGAACACGGUGAUCUCCUUCAAGCUGGGGGAAGAGUUUGAGGAGACCACAGCAGACAACCGGAAAGUGAAGAGCAUCAUAACAUUAGACAGUGGCUCAAUGAUUCAGGUCCAAAAGUGGCUCGGCAAAGAGACGACAAUCAAGAGACAAAUUGUAGACGGCAAAAUGGUAGUGGAAUGCACCAUGAAUAAUAUUGUCAGUACAAGAGUCUAUGAAAAGGUGUGAAGAAACAUCUACAGCAGUUACAACUUGUGCACC
Messenger RNA from Echinops telfairi (small Madagascar hedgehog), 432 nucleotides. It is a transcript of the gene FABP9, whose product is annotated as fatty acid binding protein 9. The coding region runs from base 1 to 399 and encodes 132 amino acids. Gene Ontology annotation, cellular component: cytosol; nucleus. NCBI's taxonomy places the organism in Eukaryota, Metazoa, Chordata, Mammalia, Afrosoricida, Tenrecidae. Gene Ontology annotation, molecular function: fatty acid binding. The record is from RefSeq and is a predicted model, not a curated record. Gene Ontology annotation, biological process: fatty acid transport. The transcript is spliced from 4 exons.